Quercus lobata is the source of this 1734-nucleotide messenger RNA. RefSeq lists its product as uncharacterized. The record is from RefSeq and is a predicted model, not a curated record. Lineage: Eukaryota; Viridiplantae; Streptophyta; Magnoliopsida; Fagales; Fagaceae. The transcript has 2 exons. The coding region runs from base 252 to 1532 and encodes 426 amino acids.
CCCAAGUAAUGUCAAAAGAAAAAAAAAAUGGUCGAAUUUUUAAGUUCUCCACGUAGCUUCUAAAAUUGCAGACUUGUCCCUGAUUAGUAUAGCCUAGCACUGCCAGCAUCGAACAUGGUUAUGAUAUUAUGUACACUACAUGUUCGAUGAAUGGUCCAAACGAAAUUUUACAGCUAAUGUGUUAAGGUGGGAUUUGGGUUUUGAUCCAAAAGGUUUUUUUAUUAUAUAUUUAAAGGAGUCUGGGCUGGCUUAUGAUGGUGCACACAUAUAUACAGAAGCUUGUCCAUGGUGCAAAGUGUUUAAAAACUAAGCAAAAUGGAGCUGCUUAUAUGAAUGUUAUGCUAUAUCACUGUUCAGAAGUAUCCCAUCAAGAGCCUUUACAUUGUGAAUGGUAUGAGAAGGAGUUUCCAAAGUUAACAGAAUUGAGCCACUUGUUGAGAAAUGUGGAUUGGCUUGAUGGGAGGGUAGUUCAUGUCAGGGACAAUUCAUUUGUCUUUGAUGGUGAAAUUGAGCACAAAAUGCAAACUUUCAAGUCCCUGGCCAGGGUCUUUAUUGGGUCUCCAUCAAUUCAGCAAAAGAUUCAGAAAAAUGUGAUGGCCUUAUCAUUGGCGGCAAGUAACAACUGCACCCCAUUUGUUUGUUUCAGUGAACCUAGUGAAAGAGAGCCUAUGAUUGUGAAUUCACUCACUAAAGUGUGCAACUUCCUGAACAUUUCUGCCCAACAAAGGAAGGUGGUUCGGCACACAAUAUGCCCACAGGUCACGCAAAUGCGGAUAUGGACAGGUACACUUGAGGAGAUACUAAAUGGUUUGAAAUCUGAGUUGGAUUUGUUAAGUUGUCAAUGCUCUAGCAAAGGGACCAAGAUGGGUCAGCAGAUUGUUUCUAGCUGUCUAAAGUUCCUGGCUGACACAGCUAUUUCCUUUGACCAUGAUUCUGCUUCGUGGAUGCGGCUUGCGCCUGCAAAAGUUGUUGGCUCCUCUGCUUCACAUAAAUGGGAAGAUGUUCUUGAGAUGUUCAAUGAUCUCAUUGAGUGUUUGAAAAGUGAAAAGGAAUUAUGUCUUCUUGUGGGGAAGGUUGAGGUCAUGAAAGAAGGACUGUCUCAAAUCAAGGACAUAUUGAUUGAUAAAAGUAUUGGAUACAAAGAAGCUCGGCAUCAAGAAAGCCUAGUGCAGAAGAAGCUCUCCAAGACAUUGGGCCACUCGUCCAAGUGCUUGUUUACUCUUUUAUUAUAUUACCUCCAUGGACAUGCUAGAGAUAUUGAAGUGGAUUUAUGCGGUCGAAUUUAUAGCGUUGGUGGUGAGGAUAGGUUUUGCUUGUACAUGGGAAAGAUUUUGACUACAGAAGAGGAUAAGAUGGUCUGGAGUGGGGUGAGGCAAUUGGACAGGGCUCUUCGGCUUUUCAAGUUUGUGUGGGAAACUGCGGGAAUGAGAGGAGUUUUGCAGCUGCAAGGCCAUUUGUGGUGUGUUGGUGCUGAGGGCAGGAUGCUUACCUAUAGAGGAAAUACAUUCUUUGUACAUGGGAUCAGUGUUUGACAAAAAAUUCCCUAUACAUAUUAGUUCAGAUGGUGAAAAGAUAUUUCAUGGUGAUUCAUGGAUCAGCGCACACUCUAUGCAAGUCAUUUCCAGAUACUUAUACACAAACUAUUAUUCAUAUGUGAAAUAAAUUGAUAUGGAGCCAUUCGUGUACUGUUUAACUAAGGAAGAAUUUCGCAAUACACCCUACCUUCUUUUUCCU